UUUUAAAGCCCUAGCUCUACACUUCCGUCGCACUGUUGCUUAACAUUUCGCUUUAUCUGCAAGCCACUCUUUGUCUCACUCUCUCAAAAUGGAAGGCUCCGUCGAAGAAACGGCAAAAGCAGUUUCCGAUUUAGCAAUGGAUUCCACAGCUCACGGUGAAACUCAGAGCAAAAAUGCCCGUAAGAAGGAGCUUAAAAAUAAGCAGAGGGAAGAGGAGCGUCGCCGAAAGGAGGAGGAAAAAUCCGCCAAACAGGCUGCAGCCAAGGUGAGCUCACAAAGUCAGAAACAUGCAGGAGCUGAUGAUGAAGAUAUGGAUCCAACGCAAUUCCAUGAGAAUAGGCUGAAAUUUCUUGCAGGCCAGAAGGCAGAGGGAAAAAAUCCAUAUCCUCAUAAGUUCUUCCCGUCGAUGUCUAUCAUUGAAUAUAUAGAUAAAUAUGGAAGCUUAGGUAACGGGGAACAUAUUGAGGAUGUCUCAGUAUCUUUGGCUGGGCGAAUUAUGAGCAAAAGAUCAUCCAGUUCAAAGCUGUUUUUCUACGACUUGCAUGGUGAUGGUGCCAAAGUCCAAGUUAUGACUGAUGCCAGCAAAUCAGGCUUGGAUGAAUCUGAAUUUGCAAAAUUCCAUUCCAGUGUGAAGCGUGGUGAUAUAGUCGGUGUUACUGGGUUUCCAGGAAAAACUAAGAGAGGGGAGCUGAGCAUCUUUCCGAAGUCAUUCGUAGUUUUAUCCCAUUGUCUCCAUAUGAUGCCAAGGCAAAAAGCAGGUCCUGAUGCCAAUGUGAAGAAAACUGAUGCAUGGGUCCCAGGAAGUACCAGGAAUCCUGAAACAUAUAUUUUGAAGGAUCAGGAAACUCGAUAUCGCCAACGCUAUCUUGAUUUGAUGUUAAACCUGGAGGUUCGUCAAAUAUUCAGGACCAGAUCUAAGAUAAUUUCUUAUAUAAGGAGCUUCCUUGACAGUCUUGAUUUCUUGGAGGUUGAAACUCCCAUGAUGAACAUGAUUGCUGGAGGUGCAGCUGCCCGUCCAUUUGUAACCCAUCACAACGAAUUAAACAUGAAGCUCUACAUGCGUAUUGCACCCGAGUUAUAUCUUAAGGAGCUAGUAGUUGGUGGACUGGAUCGUGUUUAUGAAAUUGGAAAACAAUUUAGAAAUGAAGGCAUUGAUUUAACUCACAAUCCUGAAUUCACUACCUGUGAGUUCUAUAUGGCUUUUGCAGACUAUAAUGACUUGAUGGAGCUCACUGAAAAAAUGUUGAGUGGGAUGGUCAAGGAACUUACAGGCAGCUAUAAAAUUAAAUAUCAUGCAAAUGGCCUUGAUAAUGAUCCAAUUGAGAUCGAUUUCACUCCACCUUUCAGGAGGCUUGACAUGGUAGAGGAGUUAGAGAAGAUGGCCAAUCUCAACAUACCCAAGGACUUUUCCAGUGAUGAAGCUAACAAGUAUCUGGCGGAUGCAUGUGCAAAGUUUGAGAUCAAAUGCCCUCCUCCUCAAACAACAGCACGUUUAUUGGAUAAAGUAUGUCUUUGGUGUUUCCCUUUGUCUCUUUGAAUGUUUUCAUGUGAA
Molecule: messenger RNA, 1552 nt
Organism: Theobroma umbraticum
Lineage: Eukaryota; Viridiplantae; Streptophyta; Magnoliopsida; Malvales; Malvaceae
Product: lysine--tRNA ligase, cytoplasmic-like
Biological process (GO): lysyl-tRNA aminoacylation
Cellular component (GO): cytoplasm; cytosol
Molecular function (GO): ATP binding; lysine-tRNA ligase activity; tRNA binding
Source: RefSeq, a predicted model, not a curated record